UUUUGCAUCAUCAUAGAAAUUAUUUUACGGGAAUGUUCAUGUCAGUUUUCCUUGGCAGAAGAAGAUGAAUAAUAAUGAACGCCAACAAAUGCAAUAUGGUUUCACCAGAUUUUCUGCUUGAACCCCUAACAAUGAACGCCAACAAAUACAAUAGCAUUUCACCCAGCUACGCUGGCUUCAACCCCUAAUUAACGUUGGAAUAAUUAUAUUAUAGCUGUAAACAUUGGAGGUAAAAAGCUAGCGCGCAACAGGUAGAUGAAAUGCUGAGCUUAGAGCAGUCUUGAGCAAUGAAUAAUUCAUGAUAUGUAAAUUAGUUGAUCGGGUAAAAUCAGUCAGUGCUGAGACGAGCUAGAAGUCAGUACGCGGUCAGUCGGCAUGCCAAGGGGGCUUGUACCCACUCCUUUAGUUAUUUUUUUGUGCAUACUUCAACAUCGAAAUGUCUCCAUCGGAAUCACCUCGGAUUUUCUCUGAGAAGGAGGUAGCCAAUCAUUCCACUAAAAACUCAUGUUGGGUAUUAACGGGGACGAGAAUUUAUGAUGUGACGGGAUUCCUUCGUAUUCACCCGGGUGGAGAGGCUCUGAUAUUAAGCCGGUCAGGGAAUGAUAUCAGGACGGAGAUGGAGGGGCCCCCACACCGGCACUCGGAGAACGCAAGUCGGUGGAUGGAACAGUACUACAUUGGAGAGCUGGACACAGACGGUAGUGCCGAUGAAAUACAGACGACGAGGGAGAGGAAGAAGACUCAGGAGCACACAGUGGAUGAGGAGCCUUCACCCAUUAGCAAAUGCAGUCAAGUCAACCUGGACACGGACCUGGUGGACUGGCGGAAGCCCCUGGCCUGGCAGGUGGGCAACCUGGGAGAGAAAUACGAGACCUGGGUGCACCAGCCUGUGGAUCGGCCCAUUCGCCUGUUUGGGAACAAGUUCAUGGAGGCCAGCACCAAGACAUCCUGGUACAUGGUCCCUGCUGUGUGGAUGCCACUGGUGUUCUAUCUCAGCUGGUACUGCUACACCACCUUGGCUCAGGAGACAACCAGACUAUUCGCCAGCACAGACUAUUCCUUCCUGGUGCACAAGUACAGCUUUCCCCUCAUCUUUGUGAUGGGCAUGGUCAUAUGGACCUUCAUCGAAUAUUGCAUCCAUCGCUUCGUCUUUCACAUGCGCCCGCCCGCCCACAACUAUUACCUCAUCACCAUUCACUUCCUGCUGCACGGACAGCAUCAUAAGUCUCCCUACGAUGGCUCCCGCCUAGUCUUUCCUCCUUGCCUGGCCUCAGUGGUGAUAGGCAGCUUCUACCUGCUGCUGACCAAGGCCUUCCCUGAGGCCUUAGGGGUGUCCUUGUUUGUGGGGGGGCUGUUUGGGUACGUGGUGUACGACAUGAUUCAUUACUACCUUCACUACGGCUCCCCCCAGAAAAACUCCUACCUGUACAGCCUCAAGGCAUACCACGUCAAGCACCACUUUGAACACCAAAGAGCAGGUUUUGGAAUCAGCACCACAUUGUGGGACUAUCCGUUCAACACAUUGAUUCCUGAACAGACCCUUUAGAAGACCCAACUUACUCUACUCUCCACUGGGGGGCAACCUUCACCCAUCCCUCUUAGACCUGGCAAUCAACCCCUUCAAUGAUGCCAUACCCUUUGGCCCCAGCCUGUCCCUAUAGUCUGUCUGUCUCUGUCUCUGUCUCUGGCUGCUUCGAACAAAACACAAAAACACUUCUCCAAUAUGUUCCACUUGCCAGUCAAAGAAGAAAGGUAUCUUUUCAGAACUGGAGCGAUGGAGGUUUGGGGUGAUUCUGUAUGUUUUGUUUAUAAUCGACAACCUUAUCAAAUGAAGAUUGUAUGACUAGAAUGCAGUAAGGAGGAUAAUACAUGCAGUCACAGGAUAUAACAGUCAACAUCCCACCAGAGACCGUAUAGCCAUCAAACUCAACUCUGGACCUUGAAGUCAGUUCCACUGGGUUUUUACAUUGUUCCCCUCUAAUAAGGGACUGAUUUAGACCUGGGACACCAGGUGGGGUAAAUUCAUUAUCAGGUAGAACAGAAAACCAGCAGCCUCCGGACCUCGUAGGGUACGGGUUUACUAACCCUGCAGUAGAGAGAGACUAGAAAGUGAGAGAGGGAGUGUGAAUGUGGAAGAGAGGAUAAAGAGUGAUGUUUAGGACGGUGAAAGUUAGAGAUUAUAGUUGUCCUUAUAUACAGUUGAAGUCGUAAGUUUACAUACACUUAGUUUGGAGUCAUUAACUUGUUUUUUAACCACUCCACAAAUUUCUUGUUAACAAACUAUAGUUUUGGCAAGUCGGUUAGGACUCUACUUUGUGCAUGACACAAGUCAUUUUUCCAACAAUUGUUUAGAGACAGAUUAUUUCACUUAUAAUUCACUGUAUCACAAUUCCAGUGGGUCAGAAGUUUACAUACACUAAAUUGACUGUGCCUUUAAACAGCUUGGAAAAUUCUAGAAAUUGAUGUCAUGGCUUUAGAUGCUUCUGAUAGGCUAAUUGACAUCAUUUGAGUCAAUUGGAGGUGUACCUGUGGAUGUAUUUCAAGGCCUACCUUCAAACUCAGUGCCUCUUUGCUUGACAUCAUGGGAAAAUCUAAAGAAAUCAGCCAAGACCUCAGAAAAAAAAUUGUAGACCUCCACAAGUCUGGUUCAUCCUUGGGAGCCUGAAGGUACCACGCUCAUCUGUACAAACCAUAGUACGCAAGUAUAAACACCAUGGGACCACGCAGCCGUCAUACCGCUCAGGAAGGAGACGCGUUCUGUCUCCUAGAGAUGAUCGUACUUUGGUGCGAAAAGUUCAAAUCAAUCCCAGAACAACAGCAAAGGACCUUGUGAAGAUGCUGGAGGAAACGGGUACAAAAGUAUCUAUAUCCACAGUAAAACAAGUCCUAUAUCGACAUAACCUGAAAGGCCGCUCAGCAAGGAAGAAGCCACUGUUCCAAAAUCGCCAUAAAGAAAAUCGAGACUAUGGUUUGCAACUGCACAUGGGGACAAAGAUUGUACUUCUUGGAGAAAUGUCCUCUGGUCUGAUGAAACAAAAAUAGAGCUGUUUGGCCAUAAUGACCAUCGUUAUGUUUGGAGGGAUGCUUGCAAGCUGAAGAACACCAUCCCAACCGUGAAGCAUGGGGUGGCAGCAUCAUGUUGUGGGGUGCUUUGCUGCAGGAGGGACUGGUGCACUUCACAAAAUAGAUGACAAUAUGAGGAAGGAAAAUUAUGUGGAUACAUUGAAGCAACAUCUCAAGACAUCAGUCAGGAAGUUAAAGCUUGGUCGCAAAUGGUUCUUCCAAAUGGACAAUGACCCCAAGCAUACUUCCAAAGUUGUGGCAAAAUGGCUUAAGGACAACAAAGUCAAGAUAUUGGAGUGGCCAUCACAAAGCCCUAACCUCAAUCCUAUAGAACAUUUGUGGGCAGAACUGAAAAAGUGUGUGCGAGCAAGGAGGCUUACAAACCUGACUCAGUUACACCAGCUCUGUCAGGAGGAAUGGGCCAAAAUUCACCCAACAUAUUGUGGGAAGCUUGUGGAAGGCUACCUGAAAUGUUUGACCCAAGUUAAACUAUUUGAAGACAAUGCUACCAAAUACUAAUUGAGUGUAUGUACACGUCUUACCCACUGGGAAUGUGAUGAAAGAAAUAAAAGCUGAAAUAAAUAAUUCUCUCUACUAUUAUUCUGACAUUUUACAUCCUUAAAAUAAAGUGGUGAUCCUGAAUGACCUAAGACAGGGAAUCUUUCCUAGGAUAAAAUGUCAGGAAUUGUGAAAAACUGAGUUUUUAAAUGUAUUUGGCUAAGGUGUAUGUAAACUAUCGACUUCAACUGUACAUCUAAGCUGUCCAGGUUUAUACCUUUUAAGAAAAUUCAGGAAAGUACCUUCUCUAUCCCUGGAGUGUUUAUGCAACUGGAGGUCAAGCGGUAGUAAAACUUUUAGUAACAUUGUUAUGGGGACCCCAUUCUCAACAUUAUAUCACAGCUAUGCUGUUUUGACACAGAAAAUUGCUGUUGACAUUGUGUGCUCACCGAAUUCACUGAUGCUUAGUCUGUAUUGUCUUUCUUAAACUGGGGCAUUUCCUUUUCAAAUCUGUGGGAAGGUAUGGAGGGAGCUGAUUUAGUCUUUCACUAUGUUCAGACUAAUUUAUAUUUCAACAAUGUUUUUUUAUUCGUAAUGGUAUGACUAAAUGUAUAGAAAUAUUCGUACAAACAGAGACUGCAUCUUUCCCUUUCCAUCUCUCUCCUAUACACUCUGGUUUGUUGUUGACAUGUCAAAUGAAGCGUCAGAAUGAGUUGAUGUUUUACUAGGUGGAGAGAGAUGGAGUGAGAGGAAGAUUGAUGGAAGCAUGGAUGGGUAUGUGUUGUCAUGUAUACAGAGACAGAACACUGAGGGCAUGAGGCCGGUCUACCAGGUCUCCUGCUGUAGGGAGGAGCAUAUGGCUACAGAAUGGAGCUGAUAAGGACUUCACUAUAGGUUCCCGUGCCCCUCUCUGCAUGUAGGAUGACGAUCUUGCAUCAGACUAAACUACAGGAGGCUUUCGGGUUCAGUUCCAGGCCGAUCCUCGACUGUUCCGACUAGUUUUAUAUCCUAAAGUUUCUAGCCUUUUUACCAUCUUCUGCAUUCCAUAUGUUUUUGUUCAUUCCCUUAUUCCCCCUUUUAAUUUGUCCUUUGGGUGAAGCCACUACAGAUAAGCCCAAAAACUCCUACAGUUCCUCAGGGGACCAUGGAGAGAGGAGACUGUGACAGGGGACUGGGGCCUCACAAAGUACAUGCGUCUCAAACAGUGAUUUGAACCGUUAGGUCAUAACGUGUGUGU
Molecule: messenger RNA, 4798 nt
Organism: Salvelinus fontinalis (brook trout)
Lineage: Eukaryota; Metazoa; Chordata; Actinopteri; Salmoniformes; Salmonidae
Product: fatty acid 2-hydroxylase-like
Exons: 7
Coding region: 437-1546 (369 amino acids)
Biological process (GO): fatty acid metabolic process; lipid biosynthetic process
Cellular component (GO): membrane; endoplasmic reticulum
Molecular function (GO): fatty acid 2-hydroxylase activity; heme binding; iron ion binding
Source: RefSeq, a predicted model, not a curated record